AUGGCAUCCCAAGAGUUGACGGAGUACCCAUCUCGAUUUCAUUCCUCGCCUCGGCCAUCAAUAGAUGAGUCAAAUGAUACCCCGCGUUCUGAACUGGAGCAACGUCCACUGCCACUUGUAGACCAAGGCAGAGGCGCCUGGUUGAUGCUUGCCUCGUGCUGCUUGAUUCAAUUGCCGGUCUGGGGUUUUUCUCUUGUUUCCGGCCUCUUCCAGGAAUACUUUUCGACACAUAGUGAUCUCGAGAGAGGUAAAGGGGGCCUGGCAAUGGUGGGAACAACGUCAACGGGAAUUCUUUAUCUCCUGUCACCUGUGACGUUCACGCUUCUGACUCGCUAUCCAUAUCUACAAAAGUACUGCGCGUCGAUCGGACUGGUCCUCAGCGUUGGCGGCUCUCUGCUCUCUUCUUUUUCCACCACCGUCUGGCAAUUGAUCGCGACCCAGGGCGUGAUUUGUGGCCUCGGAAAUGGCCUCGUCUUCAGCCCUACCACCCUCUAUUUAGACCAGUGGUUUAUUCGCCGCAAAGGUCUCGCGUAUGGAAUCAUGUGGGCUGCCAAAAGCAUCUCCGGCGUCGCUCUACCCUUUGUGGCGAGUGCCUGUCUCGACCAGUUUGGAGCCAGUACGACUUUGAGGGCAUGGACGGUAGUCACGUUACUCACCACCCUUGCGGCCUUGUAUUCUAUCAGGCCACGGAUCCCACCGGCACCAUCAACUGCCCCUCAGCCACUAGACCUUGCUUUCUUGAAGCUGGCCACGUUCUGGAUGCUUCAACUAGGGAAUAUAAUCCAGAGCUUCGGUUACUUCUUGCCCAGCACCUAUCUACCGUCCUAUUCAACCACUGCAGCGGGUCUAUCUGACACCACAGGGACCCUUCUUUUAGCACUUUUCAACGCCACGUCCGUGGUUGGAGGGAUAGUGUUAGGAUCUCUUUGUGAUCGCUUUGCCGUUACCAACAUCAUGUUGCUCUCCUCCGUAGGCUCGGGGCUCUCUGUCCUGCUGUUCUGGGGCCUAUCGAUAUCCCCCUCUUCUGGAAGCUAUCCACAAGCUGCCAUUGCCCUUCUAGUCCUCUUUUCUAUCACGUACGGAUUCUUCGCCGGCGGUUUCAGUUCCACUUGGUCGGGAGUGCUCACCCAGGUCAAGCGCGAGGUGCCAUCUUUGGAAACAGGAUUGGUUUUCGGGCUGCUGGCUGGAGGUAGGGGCAUUGGCAGUGUCAUCAGUGGCCCGCUGAGCUCAGCUCUCAUGCAACAGGGCUCGCUAACGGGAAAGGCGAGCGGUGGGAUCGGGUAUGCCACCGACUACGGAUCGUUGAUUCUUUUCACGGGCGUGACGGCUAUUUUCGGGGGAUGGAGCUGGAUGUGGCAUCAUCUCAAGACUGGUUCUGAUAGAUAGGAUUGACAGUCGAGAAUAAUGUAGAAGUAUUCGAGGCGUUGGCAAGCCACCGCCUAUACAAAGCGGGCAAGAUCACGUGCGCGCCGCAGUUCCUGCGCAUCGCCAAGUCGAGGACGUGAAGCUGCG
Molecule: messenger RNA, 1512 nt
Organism: Aspergillus sclerotioniger CBS 115572
Lineage: Eukaryota; Fungi; Ascomycota; Eurotiomycetes; Eurotiales; Aspergillaceae
Product: putative MFS monocarboxylate transporter
Exons: 4
Coding region: 1-1386 (461 amino acids)
Biological process (GO): transmembrane transport
Cellular component (GO): fungal-type vacuole membrane
Molecular function (GO): transmembrane transporter activity
Source: RefSeq, a predicted model, not a curated record